This is a messenger RNA of Gastrolobium bilobum, 2643 nucleotides long. RefSeq names its product mitogen-activated protein kinase kinase kinase 5. Gene Ontology annotation, molecular function: protein kinase activity; ATP binding. The transcript is spliced from 10 exons. Gene Ontology annotation, biological process: protein phosphorylation. Lineage: Eukaryota; Viridiplantae; Streptophyta; Magnoliopsida; Fabales; Fabaceae. The record is from RefSeq and is a predicted model, not a curated record. The coding region runs from base 75 to 1931 and encodes 618 amino acids.
UUAUGCUCUUCAAAUAGCGAUUCAGAAACAUCAUUGUGAAUGAAUGUUGAUUCCGUUUCUAUAGGGUCAUAGCCAUGCGUUGGUUACCCACCCUUUCCUUCUCCCCUUCUCAUUCUUCUUCUUCUUCUUCUUCCUCCUCCUCCGCCACCGUCGACCACCGCAGGAAGGUCUGGCUCUUCGGGAACUCCUCCGACAAGAAGCGCACCCGCCACGUCGGCGAUCACGAUGCCAGGGGACACUUCUCCGACGAAGACGCCCUCGUCCCUUCCCCCCAUUCCUCCGUCGAGCCUCACCCCUUGCCCUUGCCGGAAUUCUCCUCCGCCGCCUUGCUCCGCCACAGAGAUGGUGAUUCCCGUCUGCCCUCGCCUACCGGCUUUCGUAUGCGGAGUGUUUUUGCAAGCCCAGAUACAAGAAAGAAUAUGGAGCAGGCUGAAACUAGGUCAUCAAGGUUGGUGCAUCAAGAUCUUGGUGGUUCUGAGAAUACUCGAGAUUGCGUCCAGGUUAGGAGUGCUUCGAGUAGUCCGUUUGCCAGUCCUUCAAUCAGUCCACAGAGAAAGAGAAAUGGUGAUUUUGUGCCAUAUUAUUAUGUGACUCCCGGAGGAAAACAAUGCUGGUCUGCACCAGAGAUGUCAACCUCUGAAGCCGGGUUACCACCUCCUGCAUUCUUUGAUUUAUCAACAUUAGGCACUAAUGCUUCUCCACCUCCCCAUCAAAGUCCACAGGUAAGAGGUCCCCAGGGACACCUUAGGAGCUCAAGUGGACCUCCAUCAACCAUACAUACCUUGCUAUCCCUUGAGAUCUCAACCGCACGUCGCGAAAGUAAUGCUCCUGUCAGUGUUCACCCCUUACCCUUGCCUCCUGGGGCAGCCUUGCCUUCACCAUCUGCUGCGGCUACUCUUUCCCAUGCUGUGGCAUUGCCAAUGAAAAGCCAGUGGAAAAAAGGGAAACUUAUUGGGCGCGGCACAUUUGGAAGUGUUUAUGUUGCCACCAAUAGAGAAACUGGAGCAUUAUGUGCAAUGAAGGAAGUGGAAUUAUAUCCUGAUGAUCCAAAAUCUGCAGAGUGUAUGAAGCAGUUACAGCAGGAAAUCAAAGUUUUUAGCCAUCUAAAACAUACAAACAUCGUGCAGUAUUAUGGCUGUGAAAUAGUUGAAGACCGGUUUUAUAUUUAUCUGGAAUACGUUCAUCCCGGUUCAAUUAAUAAAUAUGUCCAUGAGCAUUGUGGAGCCAUAACAGAAUCUGUCAUUCGGAAUUUCACUCGCCAUAUUCUUUCGGGGUUGGCUUACUUGCAUAGCAAAAAAACAAUUCAUAGGGACAUCAAAGGGGCCAAUUUGCUUGUCGAUUCUGCUGGUGUUGUUAAGCUUGCUGAUUUUGGGAUGGCUAAGCAUCUAACUGGAUAUGAAGCUAAUCUUUCUUUGAAGGGAAGUCCGUACUGGAUGGCUCCAGAGCUUUUGCAGGCUGUGAUGCAAAAGGAUAACAGCUCUGAUCUAGCUUUUGCUAUUGAUAUUUGGAGUUUGGGUUGUACAAUCAUUGAAAUGUUCACAGGGAAGCCUCCUUGGAGCGAGUAUGAAGGAGCUGCAGCUAUGUUCAAGGUUAUGAGAGAUACCCCUCCUAUACCUGAAACAUUGUCAUCUGAGGGUAAAGAUUUCCUGAGGUGCUGCUUUAAAAGAAAUCCGGCAGAGCGACCGUCUGCUGCAGUGUUACUAGAACAUCGAUUUUUGAAAAACUCACAACAACCAGAUGUUUUAUCUCCCACUCAGCAGUACAAUGGAACAAGUUUCAUGGAUAAACCCCAUAGUCCCAGAGGGCAAUCUGAAAAUAAAUCUGAUCAGAUGUUUAUCCCCAGUGCAAAGAUAGCAAACGGGAAAGCCGCUGUGAGGCGAGGAUUUCUCGUUCCUUCUUUAGAUAUUCUCCCUGAAUAUUGGGACCAAUGACUCCAUUCUCUUCUUAGUCUUGUAUAUUUUAGCCUUGCAUGACCUAUUGCUCAAUCUAUAUGCACCAUUCUUUUUCUAUGCUGAAAUUGGGCAACCAUCUCACAACGUUUAACUUAGCAGUGGCAUCACAGUACUCUAUUUCCUCCCUCUACUCUUGGAGCACUUCCUACACUGUAUAUUGGUUUGCAAGUUGCAACACUGAGUGUCCAAUAGCUUGUGAUUGAUUGUCAGUGAUUCUGUCAAAAGAAAAAAUGGUAUUUGCAAAUGACUGCGCUGAGGGAAGUUUUCAUUAUUUAUGCUAGUGAUGAGGCCCAUUGUUGGACUGUAGUUUACAUGGACACUCUUGUAGGUGACUUGCAGCUGUUCCCAUCAUAGGUUCUUUCCCAAGUUUAUCAUUGAUGAAAGCGAAGAGCUUCAGUUUGUAAGUUAUGCUGCAUGAGAAUCUAGCAGCAGUUUUUGUAUAAUAUAAUUGUACUGACUUAGAGAGCUGCAGCAAUUAACCUUCUAAAGUGCAUAUUUAUAGUUUUCUACCUCCAUCUACAUUAGGCUGAAGUCAAGAUUGUGUAGAUAUUAUUAGAAAAAUGCAUCCCUCUCGCUUUCAUGGGGAUUCUGAUUUGGUUGCUUAUGUUAGCAUUUUCAGUUUACUCCAGAUGUGUUGUACUUGUAAUAAUGACUGUCUCAAAUUUUUAAGCUUUAGAUUAUGAAAAAUUAU